Molecule: messenger RNA, 1644 nt
Organism: Serpula lacrymans var. lacrymans S7.9
Lineage: Eukaryota; Fungi; Basidiomycota; Agaricomycetes; Boletales; Serpulaceae
Exons: 10
Coding region: 1-1644 (547 amino acids)
Biological process (GO): glucose catabolic process
Cellular component (GO): cytoplasm
Molecular function (GO): manganese ion binding
Source: RefSeq, a predicted model, not a curated record
AUGCCUGAAGUCGCUGUCAAGAAUAAAGUAUGCUUAAUCGUGCACGAUGGUUGGGGAAUCGCACCUUCUAAAGGCAUCAAAGGAAACGCCAUCGAAACUGCAGAUACAACCCACAUGGACACACUCUCCCGCACAAACCAGAAUGGCGACGGCUCGGGCGGGUAUAGAACGCUCUCUGCUCAUGGAGUUGCUGUAGGCUUGAGCGAAGGGCUCAUGGGAAACUCUGAAGUUGGCCAUCUCAACAUUGGCGCUGGGCGUAUUGUCUGGCAAGACAUUGUAAGAAUCGACGUUGCGAUCAAGAAGAGGCUAUUUCACAAAAAUGAGACGAUUCUCGCGAGCAUAAAACGCGCCAAGGAAGGUAACGGGAGGUUGCACUUGGCUGGAUUGAUCUCCGACGGCGGUGUCCACUCACACAUAAGCCAUCUCUUCGCCCUUCUCGAAACGGCUAAAGAAAAUGAGGUUCCACACACCUACAUCCACUUCUUCGCCGACGGGCGUGACACUGCUCCCCGCUCCGCCACCAUCUACGCAAAUCAGCUCCAAGACUUUAUAGACAAAGAGGGCUACGGACAGAUUGCGACAGUGGUGGGGAGGUACUAUGCGAUGGAUAGGGAUAAGAGGUGGGAGAGGGUGAAGGUCGCUGUUGAUGGACUAAUCAAGGGCGAGGGUGAAGCGCUGAGUAAGGAGGAGGGGCUGAUUGACAAGAUUGAGGAGAGGUAUAAGAAGGAUGAGACGGACGAAUUCUUGAAACCAAUUAUCGUUAAUGGAGACGAUGGCAGAAUUAAAGAAAGCGACACGUUGUUCUUCUUCAACUACCGCUCAGACCGCAUGCGUGAGAUCGCAACGCUCCUUGGAAAGCUGGACACGCCGAUAGAGUUGGAUAUACCCAAGGAUCUUCACAUCUCGACGAUGUCGCGGUACAACGCUGAGUUCCCAUUCACUGUAGCUUUCCCUCCACAAGCUAUGACGAACGUCCUGGCAGAGUGGUUAGGAAAGCAGGGCGUGAAGCAGUCUCAUAUUGCUGAGACAGAAAAAUACGCACACGUCACGUUCUUCUUCAAUGGAGGUGUCGAGAAACAGUAUCCCUUGGAGGAACGUCACAUGAUCCCCUCUCCGAAAGUCGCAACAUAUGAUCUCGAGCCUGGGAUGAGUGUCCAAAACGUAGCAGACAAGGUUGCGGAGGUUCUGAAGAAUGGAGAAAACGAGUUUGUCAUGUGUAAUUUUGCACCACCUGAUAUGGUCGGACACACUGGUGACUAUCAAGCGGCUGUCAAAGCCAUCACCAAGACAGAUGCUGCCGUGGGUACGAUCGCGGCGGCUUGCAAAGAGACGGGGUACGUUCUGCUUAUCACAGCUGACCAUGGAAACGCGGAGCAAAUGUUGAAUGCGGAGACUGGGGCACCUCAUACGGCGCACACGACGAACAAAGUACCGUUUAUCAUGGUUGGCGGGACGGGGCUUAAAUUUGCGGAGGAGGGAGGUAAAGAGGAAGAAGGCAAGGAAGAAGGGGACAAAGGGAUCAAGGAGAAGGCUCAGGAGGAAGAGGAGGAAGAGGGUGCGUUGGCAGAUGUAGCGCCUACGGUGCUUGCUAUUAUGGGUCUUCCUCAACCCGAAGAAAUGACUGGUCGCUCUUUGCUUGCGUGA